Naegleria gruberi is the source of this 648-nucleotide messenger RNA. RefSeq lists its product as uncharacterized. The record is from RefSeq and is a predicted model, not a curated record. NCBI's taxonomy places the organism in Eukaryota, Heterolobosea, Eutetramitea, Acrasida, Naegleriidae. The transcript has a single exon. Bases 1 to 648 code for a protein of 215 amino acids.
AUGAAAAAACUAAUGAAAGCAAGAGGAUUUACUGAUCAAGUUGUCCUUCCAAGGAUUUUCUGUUCUAGGAGAAAGUUAAUGUUGAAAAGUAUUCGAAACUGGUUUCUAACUCAACAAUCCAACAAUUGUUUAAAUUAUUUACUUUCAGUUUAUGAAGGAAUAGGAAAUUAUGUUCGCACACCAGCAACACUAAAUGAAAAUAAUUCAGAACUAGUUUCAGAAAUGAUUCAACAAUUAACUCCAAAUUUAUUUCUUACCAAAUGGUCUUAUUCAGAAGGUCCAUAUUAUCAAUUAGAGACAGAAGUUGAAAUAACCAUCACAAAUAUUCAAGGAAAUGAUGAGUUGACCAAGUUUAAAUUUUCAACCUAUCAUUGUGAUUACAAUGGUGAAAGAAGCGUAAUAGUUACACAUUUGGAUGAAGAAACUGAGAUUCUCAAUAAUCAAGUUCCAAUUGGAAAACAAAAAGGCAAUUGUGCAACAGUAUAUAUCAGUUAUUUAAUGUUAAAAGUUGGAUUGACACAAGAAAUGAGUGAUUCAGAUGAAUGUUUACGUGAUUUUUUAAUAUCAAUUUAUUGGAAUGGUACCUCUGGAAAAUUACCAAUCAAUGUUAUUGAGAGAGAUGUAUUUACAAUAAGUGGAAUUCCUUAA